Trachymyrmex cornetzi is the source of this 1170-nucleotide messenger RNA. It is a transcript of the gene Coq9, whose product is annotated as ubiquinone biosynthesis protein COQ9, mitochondrial. Gene Ontology annotation, cellular component: mitochondrial inner membrane. The record is from RefSeq and is a predicted model, not a curated record. NCBI's taxonomy places the organism in Eukaryota, Metazoa, Arthropoda, Insecta, Hymenoptera, Formicidae. Gene Ontology annotation, molecular function: lipid binding. Gene Ontology annotation, biological process: ubiquinone biosynthetic process. The transcript is spliced from 5 exons. Bases 292 to 1116 code for a protein of 274 amino acids.
CUUAUCUUGUUUACCUCAUUUUUAUCGAUAUCAAUAUUAUCUGAAAUUCUACGUUAAAAAAAGAAAUUCACAUUGUCAUUUUCAGAUUGCUCCGAAAAAUGUGCUUUCGAAUAUAUAAUCCAUCCUUGAUCCAUCAGAUUUGAGAAAUACUGCGGUGCAACUGGGCGCAACCGUCAGAUAUAGAAACUAGAAGCAGUCUCACGAAAUCCGGCGAAAUUCUAAUCGUAUCUCAAGAACAUGCAUGGUUUGUCGGAAUUUUCUUAGCGAUAGGAGCUUGAGAUAUUCGGUGACAUGGCGAUGUUUAAUUCGUUUCGCUUGACACGGAGCAAAUUUGCAGCGACCGGUUUUAGACGUUUAUGGACUUCUAGGGCUUUGCUGACCGAUCAAUUUGAAAGUGACAAUAGAAAAGCGGAAUCUCAUCGGGAGAAUGAUGAGGAAUAUGAAAACAAUAUUAAGUUAAAAAUACUUGGUGCCUCUUUAAAAUUUGUUCCUGACGUGGGAUGGAGCAAACAGGCUAUUAGUGCUGGUGCUGAAUCAAUUGGAUAUCCGGGUGUGAUACAUGGAUUGUUUCCAAAAGGUAGUGCGGCUUUAGUGGAGUAUUUUUACUCUAUGUGUAACCGGGAAUUAAAUGACAUCCUAGAAAAAGAAGCAUUAGCUGUCAAAGCGGAUUCCUCAAGUUCGCAGAAGACACCAGAACAGCAAGUUCGUGAUGCUGUAGAAAUACGGCUGAGAAUGGUGAUUCCCUACAAAAAAACCUGGCCACAAGCAAUGGCUAUUAUGUCCCUUCCACCAAAUGUACUAACUGCUUUAGCAAAUUUACUAAUUUUAGUCGAUGAUAUCUGCUACUAUGCCGGCGAUAGAUCGGUUGAUAUUAACUGGUAUGCCAGGAGAAUGAUACUAGCGACUAUUUAUAAAGCUACUGAAUUGUACAUGUUGCAAGAUAAAAGUGAAGACCACAAAGAAACAUGGUUGUUCCUAGAGAGACGACUAAAGGAUAUUUUACAAAUACAAACAAUGCUUUCCAGUUCAGUUAAGCCAGAUGAAGCUUUAAAUUGUGCUACAGAAACAGCUUCUGCUGUUUUUAUAACGGCCCGCAAUAUACUUGGAUUACGUUAAUAGAAGAAGAAAUAAAUUAACAUAUGAGAGAAGAUUUUAAGAAAAUAGAGACAU